Messenger RNA from Gryllus bimaculatus (two-spotted cricket), 3337 nucleotides. Lineage: Eukaryota; Metazoa; Arthropoda; Insecta; Orthoptera; Gryllidae. The record is from the annotation of a GenBank genome assembly.
CGUAUGAUGAAAUUUGAUGUGAAUUUAGUUAAGAAUGACCGAAACGUGAUUCUACCAAAUAAGUGAUUGUGCUAGAUUGCCAACAUUGCUCAAGUACAACGUGCUUUCUAGAAUAGUAAGAUGAUACAUCUUAGAAUUUUUGUUUUGAAGAAAUUACACGUGGAUUAACCUAACGAUUGUGUGAUUAAUUCUUGUCUUUCUGCGAUCCCUUUAAAUCGCGUUGUUAUUUUUGUGUUUGUGACGUACUGUCAUUUUGUUUGAAUGUUUCAACAUCAUGUCAGACUUCCCGGAUCCUGAUGAAGAGUUUGAAUUGAACUAUGGAGAUGAUCUAGAUCUUCUUAAUGAAGCACCUGAAGAUGAACCAGAUUUUUGUUACAAGCCUCCUCCCAAGAUAGCAUCAAGGAGAAGUCUUCAAUUUGAUAAUCCCAAAGAUUCAGUAUCUUGCUCUUCUCCUGCCAGCCAAAAUAUUCAAUCGCAGAAGUCAAGUCAUGUAAAUAAUUCACUUAUAAGCAACAGGACUCCUGCUGAACCGGUGGCAGGUCCGUCAUGGCUAAAUGAUGAUACUUUAGCUGACAUCGAAGAUGAAGAACAACUGAAGAAAAGGAAGGUUGAGGAACUGUUUGGAGAUAUAGAUGAUAUUGAUUUAAAUGAGUACUCUGUUGCAGUGAAGAAAAAGAAAACUGAAGAUGAAGUUGACAAGGAACUAAUAGACAAAAUAGUUUCUGGUAGACAAGAAGCAAAACUGAAAGCUCAGUCUUUGCGUGUUCUUCGAGAUGUGGACUGCAGUUCAGACACCAGUAGCAAACAAGAAAAUAUUUCAAAACGCAUUCCAAAAUGGCCGUUUGUUGCCAUUACUGCUAGCAACGGGGAACGUUGGUAUUUGCGAAAACAUUCUGAUGAGACCCUGCAUUUCCAGAUUUCACAAAUUGGUAAACAUGUUCAAACUCUUGGAUUAUUGUCAGCGUCAUAUUCCAGACUCAAAGAGCAAGCUGAGGAAAUACUCAAACAGAAGAUAGAACGGGAACAUGAAGCUGCUUUUGAAAAACGCCUUCAAGCUUUAGAGGAGUCGUCUACUGAUUCUGGAUGUGAGCUAAUGAGUGAGGAUGAAGAUGCUGCUUUAUGGGUGGAAAAAUACAAACCUCGCCAUUAUUUGGACCUCCUAAGUGAUGAAAGUAUGAACAGAACGCUCCUGCAAUGGUUGAAGCUCUGGGAUAAAGUUGUGUUUGGUCGAGAGAAAAAAGUGAAACCAAAACCAAAAGAAGAAUCAGAUCAGAGUAAGAAAUUCCACAAAGGACCAAAAGGAUCAUUUAAAAAGCCCUUCAAGAAAUUUGAACCCAAAAAUGUGCUGGAUGAAGAGCUGGAUGAACAUGACUGCCCGAAACAUAAAGUUGCUCUCUUGUGUGGUCCACCUGGCUUGGGCAAGACCACAUUGGCUCACUUGGUAGCUAAACAUGCAGGCUAUAACGUUGUUGAGAUGAAUGCUAGUGAUGAUCGCAGUCCAGAUGCCUUUCGCUUGCAGCUUGAAUCUGCUACUCAGAUGCAAGCUGUUAUGGGAAAACAGCCAAGACCAAACUGUUUGAUUAUUGAUGAGAUUGAUGGAGCUCCGGCUGCUUCUAUAGAUGUUCUAUUAAAAUUUCUUAGUGGAAAAGAUAUUAGUAAAAAGAAAGGCAAGAAGAAAGAGGUGAAAAUUUCUAGACGUCCCAUUGUAUGUAUCUGCAAUGAUAUUUAUGUUCCUGCAUUAAGAUCACUUCGUCAAGUAGCAUUCACCCUGCAAUUUCCACCAACAACAGCAAGCAGACUAGCUCAGAGGCUUCUAGAAGUGGCUCGGAAGCAGGGGCUGAAAACUGACAUGGGCACAUUAGUGGCUCUUGCUGAAAAAACACAAAAUGAUAUUCGGUCGUGCAUGUCUGUGCUUCAGUUCUUCAAAGGUCGAGGAACUGAACUGCGACUUACUGAUGUACAACGGUCAAAUGUGGGUCAAAAAGACAUGCAAAAGGGACUAUUCUCAGUGUGGCAGGAGAUAUUCCAAAUUCACCGUCCUCGAAGGGGCUUAAUAGGUGUUCAAUCACGACAAAAUGACAAACUUAUUCCUCUUCCUGACCUAGAUUCUGCGGAGGCACUGCAGACAAAUGAAGUGUCUCGAGCAAGCAGGAUGCAGUGUGUUCUUCAAACUGUUCAAAGUUUUGGAGAUUAUGAUCGUGUCGCUCAAGGUGUCUUUGAAAAUUAUUUAAAUAUGAAUCUGAAAGAUACCAGAUUGGAAGGUGUUACUGAAGGGUUGGAAUGGUUUUCUUAUUUUGAUGUGAUGUCCACACGAAUUCAUACAGCCCAAAACUACAUUCUAAUGCCAUAUCUUCCUUAUGCUUUUGUUAUUUGGCAUUUCCUGUUUUCUUCUUUUGCAUGGCCAAAAAUUACCUACCCAAAGGCGGGAUAUGAGGCGACGCAGCGGCGCCUCCAGACGCAGCAGCUGCUGCAAACGGCGCUGCGCGGCAUGGCGCCCGCGGUGCGCGCCUACACGCACGCGCAGCCCUUCCUGCAGGACACGGCGCCGCUGCUGCUGGACCUGACGGUGCCGGCGCUGCGCCCCGUCAGCGCGCAGCUCUUCUCCGCGCGCGAGCGCGGCGAGAUGGCGCACGCCGUCAGCGUCAUGCUCGACUACAACCUCACCUACGUGCAGCUGCGCAACGCCGACGGCGCCUACGAGAACCUGGAGGAGCUGGCGCUGUUCCCCGGCAGCCGGCCCCGGCGCGCGCUCGCCUACGGCUGCAAGCAGCUGCUGGCGCACGAGCUGGAGAUGGAGCGCGUGCGGCGGGCGGAGGCGCGCCUCGGCCCCGCCAACGCCCCCGCGCCCGCCCCCGCGCCGGCCCCCGGGGACGCGGCCCCCGCGGACGCCUCGCAGCCGCCCCUCGCCUGCCCGGACCCCGCCGCCGCGCCCGCCCGCCCGCUGCCCAACCACCUGCAGACGCUCAAGGCGCGGCCCGUGCGCCCCGACAGUGCAAGGGUGGCGCGGGACUUCUUCGGGCGUCCUCUGCAGCAGACUCAGGCAGCUGCGGCCGCUGUCGCAGCGGUCAAGAUCGAUGAAAUAUAUUCGAGUUUUGAUGGAAAUAUAUUUGGCAUGCCGAUUGUGUGCGUCAACAUUUUUAUAUCAUAUUUCAAGCUCUACCUUAUUUCGUUCUCUGCAAAUAAUUUGCCCGAUUUAUAUCAUUCCAUUUUAAUGUUUUAUGUUCGAUAUUGCUUGUCUCACAAGUGUUGUGUUUAUGGCAGUUUCUUCUUGAGUAUUAUUUUAAUGAUUUUUAGUAGGAAGUGUGUUUUGUUUUUUAGAGAAUGUGGAACGGUUUGA